Lasiodiplodia theobromae is the source of this 351-nucleotide messenger RNA. RefSeq names its product Synaptobrevin protein. NCBI's taxonomy places the organism in Eukaryota, Fungi, Ascomycota, Dothideomycetes, Botryosphaeriales, Botryosphaeriaceae. Gene Ontology annotation, biological process: vesicle fusion; vesicle-mediated transport. The transcript is spliced from 3 exons. Gene Ontology annotation, molecular function: SNAP receptor activity; syntaxin binding. The coding region runs from base 1 to 351 and encodes 116 amino acids. Gene Ontology annotation, cellular component: plasma membrane; SNARE complex. The record is from RefSeq and is a predicted model, not a curated record.
AUGGCCGACCGCGAGCAACCCUACGACCCCUACAUUCCCUCGGGCGGCAACGCCAGCCAGAACAAUGGCAACCAACGCACCGCCGCGCUCCAGGCUGAAAUCGACAGCACUGUCGGCAUUAUGCGCGAUAACAUCAACAAGGUGUCGGAACGUGGUGCCAGGCUAGACUCGCUCCAGGACAAGACCGACAACCUUGCUGUCUCCGCACAGGGCUUCCGCCGCGGCGCCAACCGCGUGCGCAAGCAGAUGUGGUGGAAGGACAUGAAGAUGCGCAUGUGCCUGAUCGUCGGAAUUAUCAUCCUGCUUGUUAUCAUCAUUGUGCCUUCUGUCGUCGCCACUCAGAAGAAAUAA